Pseudozyma hubeiensis SY62 is the source of this 927-nucleotide messenger RNA. RefSeq lists its product as hypothetical. The transcript has 5 exons. Lineage: Eukaryota; Fungi; Basidiomycota; Ustilaginomycetes; Ustilaginales; Ustilaginaceae. The coding region runs from base 1 to 927 and encodes 308 amino acids. The record is from RefSeq and is a predicted model, not a curated record. Gene Ontology annotation, biological process: Golgi vesicle transport. Gene Ontology annotation, cellular component: membrane.
AUGUCACGAGAUCCAUACCACGAUUUCGCCUCGGACCUCAAAUCGUCGCUCUCAUCAGCGCGCUCGCUAUCCCAAUCCUAUCGACAACUGGUCUCGCGGUCACAAGCACAUGCGUCUUCCUCUUCAUCCGCGACCAACUCGGGAGACGUCGAAUCAGCACACGACCGGUUAUCGGAUGCCAUCGAAGGAUUGCGGCAGGACGUCGAGGAUGUGAAACAGAGCGUGCUUGUGGUGGAACGUAGUGGACCAGAGAGAUUCGGAGUGUCACCGGAAGAGCUGAGAAGCAGAAAGGCGUUCGUUGCUGAGUGCGAGGCGGAAGUCAAGGCACUGUCACAAGUGGUCAAAAGCUCACCACCGGGCGGAAGAGACAGAUUCGAUUCGGUCAAGAUCGACCUCGAUGACGCGGACGAGGAUGCAACGGAAGCAUUCGAGCGCGAACAGCAGCAGAUGCUCAUGUCACGGCAGGACUCUACGCUCGAUAAGAUCGGAUCCACGCUCAGCUCGCUCCGCAAUCAAGCAGGCAUGAUGGGUCAAGAGAUCGGCGAACAGAUCGAAAUCAUCGACGCCUUCGAUUCAGAAGUGGAUCAGAGUCAAGGCAGGCUGGGCAAAGCGAUGAGCAAGAUGGACGAGGUGGUGAGAAUCAGCGAUGAGAGGCUGGGUGGAUGUCAUACCCACUUCGAUUGCAUCCCACAUGUCACCUCGCCAGUGGCUAAAGGGAAGACGUCGAGUGUGAUUCGUGAUGAGAGCAGUCGAAUGAGCAAGCAAAGCGAGAACAUUAAGGAUCGUGUUCGGCGUUUUGGAGUUGCUCGCCUCCACAAAGACUCGCUUCAGCUCCUGCAGACCAAUGUUCGGCUCCGAAACAAUGUAUAUUCACUCUCGCUGACUACGACUUCUCCCACGACGCGACAACUUCUAACGACACUCUAG